AUGUCGGAUAUCAACCAAGGCAAUCUCGUGAAAAGUAUUGUUAAUGCAGCUAAAGCACCUAACACUGAAAAUCUUAAGCAAAUUAUCGAUUCAAUACCUCCAAAUACAGGAAUAGAUUCGAAAAACAGUUCAAUUUUAAUGAUUUUAGCGGAAAACCAAUGUAUUGACGCAAGUCUUUGGUAUGUUAUGAAAUACAAUCCAGACUUCUCAUAUAAAAAUAAGAUAGGAGAGAAUUGUUUACAUGUUGCAAUUAAUAAUAAAGCUUUAGGAUUAGUCAGUAUACUAGCAAAUAACAAAUGUGUCGAAGAUUUAGAUGGAAAUGGAAGAAAUUGUAUUAUUUUAGCGAUAUUACAAAGCGAUUGGACGAUGUUGCAAAUGGUAAUCGCUCAUGAAGUGCCAAUAGACGUUCCAGAUAAAUAUGGACUUACAGCAAUUGCCUAUGCAAUCUUAAAACAAGAUAUAAACAUCAUAAAAAGGAUUUUAUCACUACAAAUUUCAUAUAAUAUAGAAAUCACGAUUUCAGAAGUCCCACCAGAAUUUUCAAGCGUACUAAUAUUUGACAAAUUACCCGUCCGUACUACUUACUUGCAUUUAGCUGUUUAUACAGGAAAUAUCGAUGUUUUAAUACAAAUUGUCAAGAUUUGCGAUGAUCUUAAGGCUACAGACUGGUCUGGAAGAACAGCUCUUGAAUUGGCAGCUGAUUUAUAUCAAUCUGACUUUGUUUACAUUUUAUCUUCAUUAGGACUUCCAAAUCCAUUAUUUGAAGCCAUCAAAAUGGACAAUUACGAGAAUUUUGCCAAGUACUUGGACAGAUACUCCAACAGCAUUGACGAAAAAGGAAGAACUCCCUUGCAUCAAGCAGUUAUUCACAACAGACCGAAAAUGAUCUCAUUUUUGUCGAGCAGAUACAAACUGAUACCGGAUUUCGAAGGGAAACUUCCUUACGAUUAUUCUGAUAAGAAUUAUCUGCAAAACAUAAAAAAUCUUCCAAUUGGACCAAUUCUUUUCGGUUCUUACCAAUACGCUGAUAUUCCUUACUUGUAUACAACAAGAUUUACCUAUUUCGUGAAGAUAGAUAUUCAAAUUCUCGGUUGUCUCCAUAAUUUAUUAAGAAAUUUCAUCCAAUCGCAAAACCAACAGCUCCAUGCUGUACAAUUGGCCUCUCUGAUUGUUCAGAACAUAGAAAUGAUCAAUCUUGAGCUGAAUAAACUCGAAAAUAAUCCUGAUCUUUCUCAAUUUGAAAAAGUGAUCAAUAGGAUUGUGAAAUCCAAUGAAAUGGAAGCUUUCCAUAAAAGUAUUGGUGAACUCCCCAUCAUUGUUCAAAAACUCCAUGAUUUGGAUGCAUUAAAUUUCGUAAUUGGGAAUUCCGUUAUUAUUUCAUGGAUCAAAAACAUCUGUGUCCUAUUUAAUGUAGCAACAGUUACUUUUGGUCAUCAACUCUACUCAAUUACUGCAAAUCUCCAAAGAUAUCUUCCAAAUCAGAACCAAAUUGAUGAUAUUUUCAACUCCUUAGCCAGUAAAGGAAGACAAGAACCAGUAGCAACCAGGAAACCCUACGUAAUGUUCAGAGUUACCAUUACAGAAUCGAAAGAAUUCGACAGAAACUCUUUUGAAUGGGAUCCUUUCCUUAGAGAACGAAUCAUGUCAUUGUUUAUGGGUCCUAAUGAGGUAAAUAGCAUGCUUCCACCUGUUUUCCGCUUUGUUUCCAAUGGUGUUUGUUCAAUUAUUAUUUGUGAAGGGAGAUUAAUCUUUAUUUCCGCGAAUUCCACGAUAAAGAUACCUUUGUUCGGUAUCUAUUUGUAUCAGACAGUGGAAGAAGCAUCGAAGAACGAAGUUCAACUUGUUUUCCACGCAGGAAUGAUGAAAUUGAAAUUUGACGCGCAAAAUUCGAUGAAAGCUUUUUCGGAUUUGAUUUUGACUUUAACUAAAAAGUACACGAUCCCUGAGUUGUUCUUCUCAAAGGAAGAAAGCAGAACAAGGCCUGUGAUCUUUGUUUAUUCAUAUAUACAUAAAGAAUCACAAGCUCCAUCGAUUGUUUUGUCUGUUGACAAAAUUAGCAAAAAUUACAACUCUUACGAUGUUUAUCGCGAGUUUGAAAAGAGUUUGGGAAUGAUUGUGUCUGGUUCAUUAAGAUGCCAUCCAUUCCAAUUCCCUAGAAGUGCUUGUUCCCCUUCAUUUACUGAAAUUGUUUAA
This is a messenger RNA of Trichomonas vaginalis G3, 2193 nucleotides long. RefSeq lists its product as uncharacterized. The record is from RefSeq and is a predicted model, not a curated record. The transcript has a single exon. Gene Ontology annotation, molecular function: protein binding. The coding region runs from base 1 to 2193 and encodes 730 amino acids. NCBI's taxonomy places the organism in Eukaryota, Parabasalia, Trichomonadida, Trichomonadidae.